AUGGGUAAAGUUUCCAAAGCUACUAAAAAGUUUCAAACGAAGCAUCUAAAGCAUACUUUAGAUCAUAGAAAGAAAAUAAAGGCUCAUAAUAAAAAGAUACAAGGACGUAGAGGUAAUAAAUCUGAAGAAGAAAAGAAAGCUUUAGCGCUAACCAAGGAUGAGCAGAAACUACAGAAAUCUACUAAGGAGGAGGUUUUUAAGGAUAUGAGUGUUGAGAAGUUUUUUGAUGGCGGGUUUGCAAUUCCAAAAGUAGAUAAAAAGCUAGGUGCCGCCAAGCCCAACGGUAGUGAGGAUGAAAGUGACCAAGAGAGCGAUUCAUCAUUUGAUGAAGAUGAUAUGAAGGAAAACAUGGAGAAUUUGGCAUCUAAGGAUCCUGAAUUUUAUGAAUAUCUAAAGAAAAAUGAUGAAGAACUACUGGAUUUCCAGGCCACCAAUCCUUUAGAUGGGAUAAGUGAUGAAGAAGAGGAGCCAGCAGAGGAAUUAGAGAAGGAAAAGAAACCUGAAGAAAGUGGUCAAGUUUCAGUUUCAUUAAAAAUGGUGUCUAAAUGGAGAAAAGCAUUAAAAGAGAAGCCUACUACGAAGUUGGUGAGAAACCUUGUUUCUGCUUUUAAAGCAGCUGUAAAUGUCAACAAAGACGAGUCUGCAAACUACCUUUUUGCUGUUUCCGAUGCGAAGGCAUUCCAAGAGUUGAUGUUUUUGGUUUUAAAGGAUCUGCCUGUUGCUAUUCAAAAGAUGGUGCCAUAUAAGAUUGUCAGAAAUGUCAGAACACUUCCUUCUAACUUAAAUGUAACAAAGCUUUCUUCAAUCCUUAAAGUUCAUGCAGGAUCUUUAAUUGUCUUAUUGCAAGAUAUAACUAACACAGAAACCGCUGCGCUCGUGCUUCACUCGACAAACGAGUUGUUACCAUACUUCUUAUCUUACAGAAAAAUCCUAAAGGAGUUGAUCAGUUCUGCAGUUUAUGUUUGGUCUACUACUCAGGAAGUUGACACUCAGAUUGCUAUAUUUGCGUUCUUAAAUAAUGCUUCCAGGGAGUUCAAGAAAUCGCUCUUGCAAACGGUUUUGAAGUCCACAUAUUCUACAUUUAUGAAGUCAUGCAGAAAGACCAACAUGCGUACGAUGCCUUUGAUUAACCUCCAGAAGAAUUCAUCCACUGAACUCUUUGGCAUUGAUCCUGUGCUUGGCUACCAAAUCGGGUUUGAGUACAUCAGACAACUAGCAAUCAACUUAAGGAAUACUACCAGUGGUACCACUAAGAGGUCAUCCAAAGUUAAUUCAGCAGAGGCAUAUAAGCUGAUCUAUAAUUGGCAAUACUGUCACGCUCUAGAUUUCUGGUCGCGUGUAUUGGCAGCUCACUGCAAUCCAGAGAAGGAAAAAGGUACUGAAUCUCCACUAAGACAAUUGAUAUACCCAUUGGUACAAGUUACCCUGGGUGUGAUUAGGCUGGUUCCAACCGCUCAGUUUUUCCCUCUAAGGUUCUAUCUAAUCAGAUCUUUAAUUAGAUUGUCACAACAUACAGGGGUUUUCAUACCUAUUUAUCCUCUUCUAUCUGAAAUAUUGUCAUCUACCGCCUUUACAAAGCAAGCCAAGAAGAACUCUUCUUUGGCUAUGUUUGAUUUUGACCAUAAUAUCAAGUGUAACCAGGCUUACUUGGGAACGAAGAUUUAUCAAGACGCUUUAGCUGAACAAUUUGUUGAGCUCGUUGCAGAGUUCUACGUACUAUACGCUAAAAGCGUGGCAUUCCCAGAAUUAACAACUCCUGCUAUUAUUUCUCUGCGUCGUUACGUUAAAACUACAAAGAAUAUGAAAUUUAAUAGGAUGUUGUCUGUCUUGAUUGAGAAGUUGAACAAGAAUAAUGACUUCAUUUUGAAAAAAAGGUCUCAGAUUGAUUUCGGUCCAAAUAACAAGUCUGAAGUUGCAAGGUUCUUAAACGACGUACCUUGGGAAACCACUCCUUUAGGUUCAUAUGUUAAAGCUCAACGUGAAGUUAAGGAAGAAAAGGCUAGAAUAUUGAGAGAAUCAUUAGAAGAAGAAAAGAACUCAUCUCAAGAUGAAGAACUUUUGCCCGAUGCUUCCUCAGAUGCAGCUGAUGAUGAAGAACUGAGCGAGUAG
Messenger RNA from Eremothecium sinecaudum, 2109 nucleotides. RefSeq names its product mRNA-binding ribosome synthesis protein NOC2 (gene NOC2). Gene Ontology annotation, cellular component: nucleoplasm; Noc1p-Noc2p complex; nucleolus. Gene Ontology annotation, biological process: ribosomal large subunit biogenesis. NCBI's taxonomy places the organism in Eukaryota, Fungi, Ascomycota, Saccharomycetes, Saccharomycetales, Saccharomycetaceae. The record is from RefSeq and is a predicted model, not a curated record. Bases 1 to 2109 code for a protein of 702 amino acids. The transcript has a single exon.